AUGGUUUCAAUCAAGCUAGCUGAUCUACCUAUCCGCAAAGUGGGUGACAUGCGAGUGUUUGAAACCAGCAGCAAUCCAUCGUCUUCUACAAAAGCUGCAUCAGACCCGACAUCCGCCCUUGCUCGAACUGGCUCUGGAGAAAACACUGCUCGAAGCAUUUCUCCUAUGACAUCUGGGACUUCCAAACACCAUAAGAAAUCGUUGAAAAGCAGUCCAGAUGAUGUGAUAAUUUCGUUGUUAGGGGAUGGAGGACAAGGUCGCCAGAGGCUUUUAGAAAUGCGAGCACAAAGCGUCGCCAGAGCCGUCCGUGACAAAGCAUCAGACUCACGCCCAUGCGCUCCAACUGCCCACCCAUUUUAUUUCACAGUCAUUAUACAGUUGAUGCGUCGUUUUCCUUUCUGUCCGCAUCUCCUUUCCCGCGCAUGCUCGCUGUCACAAGCAAAACAAAAGGCCUCUUACUUAGCGCUUCCUUCUCAGAGGAUUUCUCAUUUUCUAUUGGGAUCUCAAGAGACCCAGCCCACGAAAACAUUUAAAGAUCCUGAUACAGCCAAGGAAGCUGAUGGAGGUAAUUUGAGUUUCUUAACUUCCUCGGGUGAUUCAUCAUUUCAAUCUGUAGGUGGCGGACAUAAAAGCGGUUCAAAAAAGGUGAGAUCAAAGGAGAAGGGAUCGAAAGAACCGGCAGGGUCGAAAGAACCCAGAGCGCUCGAGAAGAGCCGGCAGUUAGCGACUUUGGAUCCACUGAAACGACAGCAACAAAUGGCUCGCGCCGACGGUCACGACGGUCACGAAAAAAUCAGCCAGAUUAUGUUCCGGACCUAUCGAAGACCCAAAAGACUGAUAUCGAAGAGCUAA
Molecule: messenger RNA, 852 nt
Organism: Cooperia oncophora
Lineage: Eukaryota; Metazoa; Nematoda; Chromadorea; Rhabditida; Trichostrongylidae
Source: the annotation of a GenBank genome assembly